GAGCCCUGUUGCUUCGUAAUUGAAUACCUUGAAAGUCGAGGGAAAAGGUCUUACAAUACGCACGAGCUUCCUCUGAUCUUUUUCAACAUUGAAUUCGAACUCCAAUCGACCUAUACGCUCACACAAGUUCACAGCCCACCUCAAUCAUUGACAAGCGCUAUCAAGAGUUUGACAUCCGUUCCCUCAGUAUUUAUCCUUUUGCAACUGCGCGCCUGCCGCGCUAGCACAACUCGUUUGAACGACUAUCUAACAUUCCUAAUAUACAUCGUCGACGAUACGUUUUUCCGUCUCAUACUCGACAUAAUUGAAAUCGACCUCGGGCUUGCUUUAAGCGCUAGGACCGUUAUAUCCUCCUUUCAAUCUCAGAUCUUGAAGAACGAUAAGUGACUGUCUUUCUGCCAGCCUUCUGACUGCGAGAUAUAACGGCAAGCUUGCUGGGCAAGUAAUUGUUCAUAUUGGACCCAUUUGUCUGAAUCAAAGCAUACAAUUUUGUCCUCCAAGCGCAGCCUCCAAGCUGAUCGCAAACACACUUACUUCAAUAUGGCAGCCGUAAUUUCUCCAACGUCUCCAGCUACGUCCCCACCACCAGUUAGUUCUCCCUCAUCGAACCCUAACCAUCCUUCCCUCCCACCUUUAAACACUUCACCAACCGCAAAGCGACCAAAUUUGCAACGUCCUACAUCUCAUGCCUCAAAGAAUAGGUUAUCACAAUACUCGAAUUAUUCUGCGCCGUCUCGUUCGCGACCUCCCUCACAUAUCUUUCCGGUCUUUCAUUCUAGUCUUUCAUACACGACAGUUCGCGAUUUCGCAUACCCUUCUCUGCAUCCUAUGCACUAUGGACCGCCUCCAGAGCCGUCUCAACCACCAUCCGGUCUUUCGACACCAGCUAGCGAAUCGCAUAAACGAUUGUCAGAUCCUCCAACCUCAUGGGAUAGUCGCGGAUCUUGGGGACCUGGCCCAUGGGGUGGUGAUGGAUUUAUGAAGGGGGAACAAUUGGCGCCUAUACACUUUGGUGAUGGACCUCCAUGGAGUGAAGAUGAGGAUCUACAAAGUCCGGUGGUGGUUAGUUCACGCCACAGGAAGCACAAAUCGUCAGUAGGAGAAUAUGGGGCACAUUCGCGUGGGAGAGGGAGAGCGCCCAGGGAUGGAGAGCGCAGAACAAGCAUGCUAAGUCAAGAGAACUUUGAGGACGACGGAGGAUAUUUCGCCGGUAACAGUGGUGAGAAUAGCGAAAGAUAUUAUGUCAAUCAAGGAGAUGAGGCAAAUGGACCUGGUGGAGAAUAUGUGGCAUACCCCUCGGAGUUGGCAAGACGCUCAAUGCUAGCGCCAUAUAAUGUUCCAGGUCAACGAGAUUCUCACUUCGCUGCCCUUUUACCUAGUCGCUCAUAUACAGACGAGAGUGGCCAAGAUUACCGCUCGGAGUCUGAUGCUUCGAGUACUGCAUCAUCGCCUGGCAUGACUAGACAUGAUGAAUCGAGAUAUUCUCGCGAUUAUCAGUUCACAAUUGCCUCGCCAGACGAAGAGAUGCAUGGUAAAGCCGUCGCAUUAUUUGACUUUGAACGAGAGAAUGAAAAUGAAUUGCCUUUGGUAGAGGGACAAGUGAUUUGGGUCUCAUAUCGACAUGGCCAAGGCUGGCUUGUCGCAGAAGAUCCCAAGACACAGGAAAGCGGUUUGGUUCCUGAAGAAUAUGUUAGACUACUGAGAGAUAUCCAAGGAGGCUUAAACAGUUUAACAGGACAAGUUGAGCUUGCUAGUCCUGUAGGAGGUGACUCAGGUACACCCACUCAAGCAGAACACAAUCAAGCAUUCGGGCACAAUCCAAGUUCAAGUAGUGGGAGCAAUGGAUAUCAACAACCUGUAGUAUCUACCUUCUCGACAUCCUCUCAAGAUUUACACCUAUAUCCUCAACAUCUUCUGGGAACACAGGCGGGCCAAGCUCCACCUCAAGUUAUACAUUAUCAUGGGCAACGAGGUGGCAGUCAAGCCAACACGCCAACUAUACCUAGCUCCCAUGAGGGUCUCAUAGAAAGACCUAGUAGUCAAGAAGCUAAAAAUGGGCAGCUUGAAGAGCAAUCGAGUAGUAAUACAGCACCUAUUGAAUCCACUCAUAUAGAUUCGGAAGUAAAGCUCUCGCCGUCAAUCCCCGGUCAAGAUCCCGAAAAACUCCUCCAUUCUUCUAAUAAUGAUACAACAAACGAAACACACGAAACUCCGGCUCGAUAACCCACCCAUACAUACAUUGGUCACGAGUGUUAUGAAUUAGUAGACGAGACGGAAUAUGAAUUUUUGGCGGAAUUCUUCGGAUAUGAUAGUGAUACCAGGUGAAUGGAUGGGAUGUGUGUGCCAUAUAUGAUACGUUAUUAUAUAAUUGAAUUGAAUCAAUUGGGAGAUGGGAUAAAAUUAUCUACACUAUCUAGGAAAGGGAGUGCAAAGGAAAAUGGACUUUCUCAUAUGUCUUAUCUCUGUAUGUGAUGCUAUGGUAGGAGUAGGAUGAAUUGGGAAAGGAAGGGAAGGGAAAUCAUAGGGGCUGGUGGGUUAGCAUGAUAUUUGAUGAUGGAUGAACGAACGAACCGAUGGAUGGAUGGGGUUUAAUGAUGCAUUUUUUGAUAGGAAGAAUUAUGCUGUAACGUUUUUAUGUGUUCA
Molecule: messenger RNA, 2643 nt
Organism: Botrytis cinerea B05.10
Lineage: Eukaryota; Fungi; Ascomycota; Leotiomycetes; Helotiales; Sclerotiniaceae
Gene: Bcnbp2
Product: Bcnbp2
Exons: 1
Coding region: 541-2223 (560 amino acids)
Molecular function (GO): protein binding
Source: RefSeq, a predicted model, not a curated record